Messenger RNA from Trichomonas vaginalis G3, 591 nucleotides. RefSeq names its product ribonuclease inhibitor domain-containing protein. The record is from RefSeq and is a predicted model, not a curated record. Lineage: Eukaryota; Parabasalia; Trichomonadida; Trichomonadidae. The transcript has a single exon. Bases 1 to 591 code for a protein of 196 amino acids.
AUGCUUGGUACUGGCAUAAGAGGUGAUAAGCAUAAUGCUGACCCAAAUCUGCUUUGUGAGAAUUUAAUUAUUCCUUAUAAGAAAGAUGGUAUUCUUAUAAAACAAGUUGGCGAUUCUGCCUUUAGAUAUCAUACUCGCCUAAAAACUCUUUACAUUCCUAAUACUAUAGAAUAUCUCGGCUAUGAUUGUUUCGGCUAUAUUCCAUCUUUGGAAAGCACUAUUUUUGAAGAAAGAUCCAAUACAGCUCUCAUAUUCGGACAAGGCAUAUUUGCUGGAUUUAAUAUAAAGAUAGUUAGACUUCCUAGCAUAAUAUUAUCUGUAGAUCCUCAUGUUUUUGGUUGGUCAAAUAUUGAGAAAAUUAUUUAUUGCGGGAUGGAUUUUGUGAAUGCAAGUUGGUUUUCUGAUAUUCGACCUCCUUUGAUUUAUGCCCAUUCCCUUUAUCCAUAUGAUAGCUUUGGUCGAGAUUCGAAUUUGACAUUUACAAAUGAGUGUGGAGUAUAUAUGAAGAGUGUUUAUUAUUCAAUGCCUCAUAUGUCUUGUUUAUUCAUUAGAAUUCCAUUUUCAAUGCAGCUUAUUAUUUUUCUCAGCUAA